This is a messenger RNA of Talpa occidentalis (Iberian mole), 972 nucleotides long. It is a transcript of the gene PLCXD1, whose product is annotated as phosphatidylinositol specific phospholipase C X domain containing 1. Gene Ontology annotation, molecular function: phosphoric diester hydrolase activity. The transcript has 6 exons. NCBI's taxonomy places the organism in Eukaryota, Metazoa, Chordata, Mammalia, Eulipotyphla, Talpidae. Gene Ontology annotation, biological process: lipid metabolic process. The record is from RefSeq and is a predicted model, not a curated record. The coding region runs from base 1 to 972 and encodes 323 amino acids.
AUGGGCGCGCAGGUGAGCGCUGCUGGCGGCUUCCGCAGCCAACUCUGCGGCCAGAGCAACGCGGACUGGAUGGGGGGGCUGUGCCCCCGGCUCUGGGACCUGCCUCUGCACCUGCUGUCCAUCCCGGGCUCGCACGACACCAUGACCUACUGCCUGAGCAAGACGUCGCCCAUCUCCUCCCAGGAGCCCCGGCUGCUGCAGCUCCUGGGCCGGCUCCUGCCGUGCGUCACCCGCCCGGUGGUGCUGAAGUGGUCCAUCACCCAGGUGCUGGACGUCACAGAGCAGCUGGACGUGGGGGUGCGGUACCUGGACCUGCGGGUCGCCCACAUGCUGCAGGGCUCCGCGAAGAACCUGCACUUCGUGCACAUGGUGUACACCACGGCGCUGGUGGAGGACACGCUGACGGAGAUCUCGGAGUGGCUGGAGAAGCACCCGCGGGAGGUGGUCAUCCUGGCCUGCAGGAACUUUGAGGGGAUGACGGAGGAGCUGCAUGAGUACCUGGUGUCCUGCAUCAAGAACAUCUUUGGGGACCUGCUGUGUCCCCGAGGGGCGGUGCCGACGCUGCGCCAGCUGUGGGCGCGGGGCCAGCGGGUGGUCGUGUCCUACGAGGACGCGGGCGCCGUGCGCCGGCACGCGGAGCUGUGGCCCGGGGUGCCCUACUGGUGGGGCGACCAGGUGAAGGCGGCGGAGCUGGUGCGCUACCUGGAGCGCAUGAAGAGCUGCGGCCGCCCGGGGGGGCUGUUCGUGGCCGGCAUCAACCUGACCGAGACCCUGGAGUUCGUGCUGGCGCACCCGGGCCUGUCCCUGGAGAGGCUGACGCUGCCCAACCUGCCCUACCUGAGCGCCUGGGUGCGCGCGCAGAGCCCGGGGCCCGGCGCGCCCUGCACCAACAUCAUCGCGGGCGACUUCGUGGGCGCCGGCACCUUCGUGGGCGACAUCAUCGGGCUCAACGCCAAGCUGCUGCAGGACUAG